AACAAACUCACCCUCUCGUUUCAUUCCGGCAGCCAGACACCUGGCCAUCCGACAGGCUUGACACUGAUUGCGUCGUUGAGCGUCGACCGGACACCUUCCGCCAGCUCUGCAGACAUAGGCAGCCGCUUUGCGGACGGACCUCUUGAAGAAGCUUUUACAGCCCUCGCAAGUGUACUGACCGUAAUGCUUGCCGGAGCUCCGGUCUCCGCACACCUUGGGGAACCCAAUUCGGAGAUGGGAAGACAGGGCAGAAAAAUGAUAUAA
Molecule: messenger RNA, 264 nt
Organism: Protopolystoma xenopodis
Lineage: Eukaryota; Metazoa; Platyhelminthes; Monogenea; Polystomatidea; Polystomatidae
Source: the annotation of a GenBank genome assembly